AGUUGUUCAAUCCCGAGAGCGGCGUGGAGAGCUGGGCCCGGAGUUUAAGACCUCAGCCGAGAUUAUACAUUAAAGACCUUAACCGAGAUUAUACAUUAAAGACCUCAACUCUUGGGGACAAAAACUGGAAGUGAUGUCGGGAGAGGCCGUGUCGGCAGUGGUGAUGGUGGAGAGCGUGGAGGACCUGGAGCUGCUGGUGAGGACCAAGGUGGACGCGCUGAGGCUGGCGCUGCAGAUCCGAGAUGUGGACGCGGAUGACGAGUGGCUAGUGCGCAUGCUGCACAGCGUGGAGUCCGAGCUGCAGGAAGCUGAGGCACUUGUGCAGGAGAUGCAGCAGCUGCAGAAGCAGCGAAACCAGGUUGCGCUCGAAGUGCAGGCGGUGAUGGCGCAAAUCACCAGGAAUAACGAAUCGCUGCAGCACAUGCUUGAGAAUCUGCCAAAGCACCUGCCCGGGAAGCAGCCUCCGCUAGUGGCCAGCAUGCAGGCCAGUGGUGAUCCCCAUGUCACUGGGGCCCAAGGGGGACCGCUGUUGGGGCCCCAAGCGGGGGUCCAGGCGACCGCUGGGGCCCCGUUGCAACCCGCACAGCCUCCCAAGAAGGAGCGACCGCCGCCCCCCCCGAUCCCCGCAAUCAACAUCCUCACCGUGAGCGAGUUCGAGGCAGUGCCAGCGUACCUGAAGGGCCGCAUGGCGUACGAGCAGGUGAACGGCACCGUGCACGAGAUAAACUGCGCGCUCGCCUCCAAGUACACGCUGCUGCGGCAGCCGAAGCGCUCGCUCGGGGAGGCUGCCGUCAAGCGGCAUCGUGUCUACCGCGAGCAGGAGACCCCGCACACCAAAGGCCACAGCUUCUUCGUGGAGAACGACCUGCGCGAGAACUCGAAGCUGCGCGUGGACAAGCGCCUCUUCAACCUGCUGGGCGUGCUGCGCCACUGCCAGCGCCUGCGCGAGGUGCGCGGGGGCGGGCUCACGCGCUACGUGGUGCUCUGAGCACUGCCGGCGCCACUGCCGCUUGUCCCGAACCCCCACACGCUCGCCCCCAAGGUGGUCGGGCCUUUGUCGUGCUGGCGCCGGUGGAGGUUUCGCGACCGCCGAGGUGGCUGCCUCGUGCGGGCUGCCGCUGUGUUCGUGCUUCCUGUGAGAUUAUUGCUGUCCCUUUGAUCGUCCCUCUUAUCUGCUGCCUCCUAAAAAAAUAUAUUGUGCGAAUAACGAAUAACGUGGUGGUUGGGCGUCCUCAUUUCUCUUGGCUUAAGCGUCGCACUUGUCCAACACGUCGCUGGAAAAAAACGAGUGACCAUCUUCUCUAUUGUUUGAUUUCGGGCGUCCUUCCAAACCUCCACAUACAAUUCACAACAGGGCGAGGUUCAUUAUCUUUGCCAACCCCCCCAAAGGGGUGUGCGCAUGGAGGUCCAAUACAGCAAUGGCUGUUGUUGCACUGCCCUCUGCUGGCGACAAAGCCCGCAUCUAUAUCUAUUAAAGGGACAUUUGUGAAUGUGUCUGUUCGAAAUGUUGAGCAUACUUCCCGACAUGCAUCAAACUUGAAAUUUGGCAUGUGGGUAGCUUCCAGACUACACAAUGCAAAAAAGUAUAAAAAAAAGACUUUUGUAUUUUGGGGGGCGGGAGGAGGGCGCAAUAAUGGAUAUAUUUUUCACGGAAAGUGAGUGGUGACGUCACAUCUGUGAUGUUACCCGCAUGCGGCACGUGACUUUACCGAAAAAAACUAAGAAUAUGAACCCUCCACGUAGGCCGUGUAUUAAUCCAAGACAAGAAUCCAAGUCUCGGGCGAAGCCGGGUAGUAAAGCUAGUUUUGUAUAUAAUGUAAGUUUGUGUAUUAAUAAACUUGAAUGUUGG
This is a messenger RNA of Lethenteron reissneri (Far Eastern brook lamprey), 1849 nucleotides long. RefSeq names its product spindle and kinetochore-associated protein 1-like. NCBI's taxonomy places the organism in Eukaryota, Metazoa, Chordata, Hyperoartia, Petromyzontiformes, Petromyzontidae. The record is from RefSeq and is a predicted model, not a curated record. Gene Ontology annotation, cellular component: spindle microtubule; outer kinetochore; mitotic spindle. Gene Ontology annotation, molecular function: microtubule binding. Gene Ontology annotation, biological process: chromosome segregation; regulation of microtubule polymerization or depolymerization; mitotic cell cycle.